Messenger RNA from Salpingoeca rosetta, 1934 nucleotides. RefSeq lists its product as uncharacterized. The coding region runs from base 95 to 1567 and encodes 490 amino acids. Lineage: Eukaryota; Choanoflagellata; Craspedida; Salpingoecidae. Gene Ontology annotation, molecular function: iron ion binding; monooxygenase activity; heme binding. The transcript has 16 exons. The record is from RefSeq and is a predicted model, not a curated record.
GUCCGCAUGAUUUGUGGUGUCGCGUUCAGUGACUGCGAUCGGAGAACAAACAAUUGCGACGACGGUGGCACGUGAAGCAAGCAAACAAGCUGUGAUGGUGCUUGGAUUGGACCCUGUGACAACGGCACUCGCCGUGGUGGCGGUGACCUUGCUGGUGCUGUACCUUCGCCAGCAGCGUCAGCGCUGCCCUGGCGUCCUGCCUGUCCCUGGCCACCUGCCGAUUCUGGGACACAGCCUCGUGCUGGCGCAGAACCAAGAGCGGCUCUUGGAAUGGCUGCUUGGGGGCACGCUGUUGUCGAAAGGAAAGCCGUGGUUCUUCAAGGUCCUUGGCGAGCCGCCGUUUGUGUGCAUUUCAUCGCCGGAGAGUGUCAAGCAUGUGCUGCAAGACAACUUUGACAACUACAUCAAGGGUAACUUCUUCCGCGACAAGUUCUACGACCUCUUGGGGGACGGCAUCUUUGAUGUGGACGGUGCAGAGUGGAGCUACCAGCGCAAGACAGCAAGCCACCUGUUCUCCCGCAAGGAGCUGAAGGGAUUCAUGACAGAGGUGUUUGUGCGGCACGCGCAUCUUGUGCUCGACAAGAUUGAGGCUUUUGCCAAUGCAGACAAGGAGUUUGACAUGCAGGAUCUGUUCUACCGCUACACGCUUGAGUCGAUUGGGCAGAUUGCGUACGGCAUCCAUCUCGGAUGUUUUGACCAGGACGUCGUUGCCUUUGCCGUCAACUUUGACGAGGCGCAACGCAUCAUGAUGGAACGCGUCAUCGACCCGCUCUGGCACGUGCGGAAGCAUCUGAAGUUCCUUCACCCGGACGAGCGGAAGCUCACGCGCUGCGUCAAAGCCCUCAACGACUUUGCAACGAAUGUGAUCGCCGAGCGGCGGGACACAGAGGACCUGCGGGAUCGUGAGGAUUUGCUAUCACGAUUCAUGAGCAUCAAGGACGAGCACGGGCAACCGCUGGACGAUACGCGGCUUCGAGACAUCAUCAUGUCGUUUGUGAUUGCCGGUCGUGACACAACGGCCAACUGCCUCACGUGGGCCUUUUAUGAACUCCACAAGAACCCACGUGUCCUGAACAAGCUGCGUGCUGAGCUUGAUGCUGCGACCGGUGGCCGCGAUCCGACGUACGAGGACAUCAACACCAAGGUGCCGUAUCUGCACUAUGUGGUGAAGGAAACGCUGCGGCUGCACCCGUCUGUGCCGAAGGACGCCAAGACGGCGAUCAACGAUGACGUGUUGCCGGACGGAACAGCCAUCAAGGGCGGCACCAACAUCGUGUACAUGCCCUGGGUCAUGGGCCGCAUGGAGCAGCUGUGGGAAAACCCGCUUGACUUCAACCCGGAGCGCUGGGAAACGACAACAGCGACACACUUCAAGUACACCGCCUUCAACGCUGGCCCGCGCCUGUGUCUUGGCAUGAACAUGGCGUAUUUGGAGGCGCAGUUUCUCCUCGCAAUGAUCGUGCAGCGCUUCGACCUCAAGUUUGCAGACCAAUCGUACCAGUACCAGGUCACCUUGACCAUGCCCAUGAAGGGCGGCUUGAGGGUCAAGGCAACGGCGCGCGAUUGAGAAGCGUGCAAAGCCAACCGCAAGCUCGCACUGCUCACCGUUGGUUGCAUGGAACUUGUCUCAGCUUUCUUUCAGUUUGUGUUUGCUCGUGUCAUUUCCCCUGCUUCCCCUCUGUCCAACCGGUCGUUCAUUCUUCCAAUCAUUCAUUCAUGCCCCCAUGUGCGUCCGUUUCCCCCCCCCCUCCACUCCACCCACAUCUCAACUCUUCUCUUGUUCCUUUGCACACUCCCCUCAUCGUCAUUUUCCUCUUCACACGUUAACUCUUUGCGCUUUCGCACGUCAGACAUUAUUGUACCAAAUUCCCUGUGUAUUGAUUGGCGUUCGCGUACACGACAGCGCAGAAGAAGGACAUCACAGCAACACCAAC